AUUACCCUCAAGCUUACAAAACUGUUGCAAACAAACCUCUAUUGUCGUACAGUUUUAAUCAUCGUCUGAUUGUUUUUUGCAGUUAAUGAUUUCUCAAAUGAAUCAAAUAUCACGCACACUGCAAAACUUUCGCCACCUUUUGAAAACAUGCAUAGCCGAUAGAGACCUCUUCACAGGAAAAUCCCUCCACACCUUAUACAUCAAGUCCCUUGUUUCUCACUCAACCUAUCUUUCCAAUCACUUCAUUGUCUUAUACUCCAAAUGUGGCCGUCUUUCUCUCGCUCGCCGCGCCUUUAACGGCAUCCCAGAACCCAAUGUGUUCACCUUCAACGCCAUUAUUGCUGCAUAUGCGAAAGAAUCGCUGAUCCAUGUUGCACGCCAAUUGUUCGAUCAAAUUCCUCGACCGGACUUGGUGUCUUACAACACUCUCAUUUCCGCUUAUGCCGAUCGCGGGGAUACCCGACAGGCUUUGUGCUUGUUUGGGGGGAUGAGAGAGAUGGGCCUUGACAUGGAUGGCUUCACUUUAUCAGCGGCAAUAGCAGCUCGUAGUGAUGAUGUUGGUUUGAUUAGGCAGCUGCAUUCGGUCGCGGUUUCAGGUGGGUUUGAUUCUUAUACGUCGGUGAACAAUUCGCUUAUAACGUAUUACGGUAAGAACGGACACUUGGGAGAGGCGAAGAAGAUUUUCUAUGGGAUGAGUGAGAUGAAGGAUGAGGUGUCGUGGAAUUCGAUGAUUGUGGCGUAUGGGCAGAAUCGUGAAGGCUCGAAGGCUUUGAGCUUGUUUCGGGAAAUGGUCAGGAUGGGAUUCAACGUUGACAUGUUUACUUUGGCAAGUGUUUUGACUGCAUUUACAUCUAUGGGGGAUUUUUUGGGCGGGCUUCAGUUUCAUGCUAAGUUAAUCAAGGCAGGGUUCAACCGGAAUUCUCACGUGGGAAGUGGCUUGAUUGAUUUUUACUCCAAGUGUCCGGGUGACAUGUUGGUUUGUAGGAAAAUUUUUGAAGAGAUUCUUUCACCGGAUUUGGUUCUGUGGAACACAAUGAUUUCUGGGUAUUCUCAAAAUGAGGAGUUCUCUGAAGCUGCUCUUGAUUGUUUUCAGCAGAUGCAGCGCAUUGGUCAUUGCCCUGAUGAUUGUAGCUUUGUCUGUGUGAUUAGUGCAUGCUCCAACUUGUCAUCUCCUUCCAAGGGAAAACAGAUUCAUUCUUUGGCAAUCAAAUCUGAGAUCCCUUCGAACAGAAUUUCAGUGAGUAAUGCUCUGAUCACAAUGUACUCGAAAUGUGGGAAUCUUCGGGAUGCAAGAAGGUUAUUUGAUCGGAUGCCUGAGCAUAAUACCGUCUCUUUAAAUUCGAUGAUUACAGGCUAUGCACAACAUGGUUUUGGAAUGGAAUCGAUAUCUCUUUUCGAGCAGUUGCUCCAAGCCAAUAUUGUACCCUCGAGUAUAACAUUUAUCUCCAUCAUCUCUGCUUGUGCUCACACAGGGAAAGUUUCGGAGGGUCAGAAGUAUUUCAACAUGAUGAAGGAAAAGUUUGGGAUAGAACCAGAAGCGGAACAUUAUUCAUGCGUGAUAGAUCUUUUGGGUCGAGCAGGCAAACUGGCGGAAGCCAAGAGGCUUAUUGAGUCGAUGCCAAUUAGGCCUGGUUCUGAUGUUUGGGCUGCAUUACUUGGUGCCUGCAGAAAACAUGGAAACGUGGAGCUAGCAGUGAAGGCAGCCAAUCAGUGUCUUCAGCUGGAACCUUCAAACGCAGUUCCGUAUGUCACUCUUGCAACUAUGUAUGCUAGUGAUGCAAGAUGGGAAGAAGUAGCAGCCAUACGAAAGCUUAUGCGGGACAGAGGCGUACGGAAGAAACCAGGUUGUAGUUGGAUUGAGGUGAAAAAGAGAGUAUCUUAUUUCGUUGCUGAAGACAGCUCCCAUCCGAUGAUAAAAGAAAUUCAUUCAUACUUGGAUGACAUGUUAAUGAAGAUUAAACGGGUCGGGUACGUACCGGAUGUAAGAUGGGCUAUGGUAAAGGAAGAUGAAGCAGUAGAUGGGGAGAAAGAAAUUAGACUAGGACAUCAUAGUGAGAAGCUUGCAGUUGCAUUUGGUCUCAUCUCAACUAAAGAAGGAGAGGCUAUUCUUGUGGUGAAGAACUUAAGGAUAUGUGGGGAUUGCCAUAAUGCAAUCAAAUUUAUAUCUGCUGUAACUGGGAGAGAGAUCACUGUGAGAGAUAAUCACAGGUUUCAUUGCUUUAAGGGCGGACAUUGUUCUUGCGGGGAUUAUUGGUGA
Messenger RNA from Morus notabilis, 2257 nucleotides. RefSeq names its product pentatricopeptide repeat-containing protein At3g49710. The coding region runs from base 86 to 2257 and encodes 723 amino acids. NCBI's taxonomy places the organism in Eukaryota, Viridiplantae, Streptophyta, Magnoliopsida, Rosales, Moraceae. Gene Ontology annotation, biological process: RNA modification. The transcript has a single exon. Gene Ontology annotation, molecular function: RNA binding; zinc ion binding; protein binding. The record is from RefSeq and is a predicted model, not a curated record.